ACAUUUCAAAAUGGAAAAUGGAGCUUGCAGUUUGCCACUUGUAGACUCUAAUUUAUUACACACACAAAAACAAUGACCAUUUCCCACAUGGAAUUCCUUAUCCUCAGAUCUGAGUCACUGCACCACUAUGACAAAAAAGCCUCAUAGCUGAUAUAAACUUGUACUGCAUAACAGCAUAACAGAUGGCGGCUUCCAUACUGAAUGCUAUGGCCAGAUAAACUGCAAGUUUUCUGUGCUUUCUUCACUACAGUAAAACCACUCUCUUUCAUCGUGUGCUCAUCUGCCUCAUUGUCUGAGAGCAUCAUCAUUAUAAUCAGUUAUAAACAAACACGGCUUGAUGAAUGAUGCUGUUGUGAUACCUUUGCAGUAUUUACUCGCCAGGCACAAUGAGAGGCAGCAUUUCUCCUGCAGACUAAACCGUGACUUUCCACUCUCAUUCCGGUGUUGUCACUUUGAGGGGAGAACACAAACACACCCAGGCUGCAAAGAUGCAAAGGGAGGAGACAGAAGAUCGCUUGUUUAUGUGCCGCUGCGGCCAUCCUUGCGCUGCCGAAGCAGGAAUGUUGUGAAUGAGUGAGGCAGCAGGGCAGCUGAGUGAGACUAACAAGUGGUUGCCAUGCAGCAGGAGCGUGUGCGUUGCGAUUGGGAGAGAUAAGAAAUCGAGAAACAGAAUGAUAAUGAGCAGGAGGCAGCAAGUAAGGCGGCACGAGGAUGAGCAGUAGCAUCCCUGAGAAGAGACGUAUCUCGGGUUGAGCUCCCCCUACCCUACUCGCCGCUCCUCUAUUGCCUCCUUCCUUUUUGGAUUUUUGUUUUGGUAAGAAACUAGCCUUCAAACAUGCUAAUAGUGGUAGGUUUCAUGGACAUAUUUGUGCGGCGUCUGAGAGGGAGGACCUCUGCAGAAGAUGUGCUAUCAACAGGUCUGUGAAUGGCACCAUAAUGACGGUAACAUGCAAGCAGUGACCCAGUCAGAGGAGAGAUGAGGCACCUAGAAGUUGAUUUACAAUGUGUAGCGUCCACUACAACCACUCCCUGGCUGCCAUGAGCGGAAACGACAUGAUGGCGCACUCUCUGACUCUGGAACAGAAGACGGCGUUUGCCUUUGUGGGGAUGCUCCUCGUGUUCCUGGGACUGCUGAUAGUGAGGUGUUUUAGGAUCCUACUGGACCCCUACAGCAGCAUGCCGUCCUCUAACUGGGCAGACGGCAUCGAAGGGCUGGAGAAAGGGACGUUUGAGUAUGCCUUGACUUAACACAGGGGGACAGACAUCCAUAGAUGUCCUCAAAAACCUUGAUUAUUUUAGGCUUUCACAUGCAUUCAGUAAGUCACUGAUGGAACACCCAUACAAACAGAAACACAGGUCAUUGUUGCUUACUUGACUAGAGCUGGAAACUUAGGUUUCAAUCAAGUGCAACUAAAGAGAAUUUGGUUGAUAUCCGAAGGUGAAUACUUUCCAUGGGGAUCACUUCGGUACAGUAGUUCAUAUUUAGUUUCAGAGUCAACAUUAUGUUGUUUUGCAGAUUAUCCGUGCAUGUGGGAGGUGUGGUCUACAUCGGCCUGCAGUAAAAUGUGUGUAUACGUGUCAGGUUAAAAAGUGAGAUUUGGUUGUUUUAAAGACUAUGCGACAGAAUGAUGCUUCUUUCUAAUUAUUUUAUGUUCUCAACAAACCUGCAAUUUUGCAAACUUUACAUUCUGUUCGUUCAUUCCCAUCCAAAGUGUUAACCUUUGAGCAUUUGUAGAAGUUUGGAACCAACAUGUCAGUGAAGGCCCAAUGAAGACAAAAGUAUUUGGUCACCUGCCUUGACAUGCAUUUGAUCUUUUGCGGCAUCCCCUUCUUAAUCCAUGGGCUUUAAUGUGACGUUGCGCCUCAUUGUGCAGCUCUAACAGCUACAUCUCUCAUGGGAAGCUUUUCCCCAAAGUUCAGAUAUGCGCUUGACUAUUUUUUUUUCAUGGUGCACAUUUCUGAGGUCACACACUGAUGUUGGACGUCAUUAUCGAAAAUAUUGUCCACCUAGUUCCAGUGAAAG
Molecule: messenger RNA, 2023 nt
Organism: Hippocampus comes (tiger tail seahorse)
Lineage: Eukaryota; Metazoa; Chordata; Actinopteri; Syngnathiformes; Syngnathidae
Gene: ctxn2
Product: cortexin 2
Exons: 2
Coding region: 1003-1248 (81 amino acids)
Source: RefSeq, a predicted model, not a curated record